Messenger RNA from Adineta steineri, 612 nucleotides. Lineage: Eukaryota; Metazoa; Rotifera; Eurotatoria; Adinetida; Adinetidae. The record is from the annotation of a GenBank genome assembly.
AUGGAUAUGCCACCAAUACAUAUGUGUGCUUUUCUAAAUCAUGAAAACGAACGAUUAAAAACGAAAAUAAUUAAUCUCAAACAGCAUAUAAAGGAUCUUGAACGGAAAAUUUCAGAAAACAAUCAUGAUCAUGUUCGUUCAUGCUCAAUAUCAAUUCAAACAGAUCUUGUUGCACAACCUCGUCCAAAUCUAUCCACAGUAAAACAUUCUUCCGAUGAAUCAAUUCGUUUACAUCGUCUUUUAAAAGCUCAAAAUGAAUUAUUACAAAAAUAUGAAAAUGAAACAUCGAAUGAGCGACGAGAAUUAAAUUCUAUAUCUGCAGGACGUACAAACGAAUAUGAACGUCGUUUAAUUCAAUGUAAAAAAGGGAAGGAACAAGCAGAACAACGAGCAAUUUCAGCAGAAAAACGGAUGGAAAAAUUUUCAGAGCGAUAUAAACGUAUGGAAAAAGAAUUAAGUGUACUCGAUGAAAAUUUUUUUGAAGAAAUAGAAGAUUUAAAAUAUGCAUUACAACAAGCCAAUGAUCUUAAUCGAGAAUAUGAAAAAACUGUACAAAUGUUAAGUACACGACUCGGUAUUUCCUAUCCGACAACAGCAGAUAAAAAGAAAUAG